Messenger RNA from Pangasianodon hypophthalmus (striped catfish), 3625 nucleotides. It is a transcript of the gene jam3b, whose product is annotated as junctional adhesion molecule 3b. Gene Ontology annotation, biological process: angiogenesis; cell adhesion. The record is from RefSeq and is a predicted model, not a curated record. The coding region runs from base 16 to 1011 and encodes 331 amino acids. The transcript has 10 exons. Lineage: Eukaryota; Metazoa; Chordata; Actinopteri; Siluriformes; Pangasiidae. Gene Ontology annotation, molecular function: protein homodimerization activity; protein heterodimerization activity.
AUUAUAUACUACAUUAUGUACUAUUUGUUUAACCACACAGAACCAUACAGCCCUUCACUUUGCGCAUGUACGGCUCACACUCCACAUUACAUCCACACCAAGAUGGCGUUAACGCGGCUGGCUUGUCUUCUGGCUCUCCUCACUGUACAAUGCUAUGUCAGCAUCUUGGCAGUGAUACUGAAAACUGCAAAUCCUUCACCAUGGGCCAAUGAGUUUGACUCAAUUGAACUAUCCUGUCUGAUACAGUCUAUCUCCACAACCGGUCCCAGGAUUGAAUGGAAGAAGAUUAAGAAUGCGAAAACAAGUUAUGUCUAUUUUGAAAACAAAAUAUCAGGUGACUUGGAAAACAGAGCAAAGAUUCGAGAGCCUGCAACUUUAGUCAUUCUUAAUGCAACAAGAUUAGACACUGCAUUGUACCGCUGUGAAGUCACAGCCCCUGAAGACUCGAAAAACUUUGAUGAGAUUGUGAUUAACCUCACCAUCAGAGUAAAGCCAGUGACUCCUCGGUGCUCCGUGCCUACGUCUGUGCCGGUGGGGAAGUCAGCCGAGCUGACGUGUGUGGAGAACGAGGGCUCCCCCAAGUCCCGCUACCAGUGGUUCCGCAACAAAGAGGAGAUCCCCAUGGACCCCAAGAGCAGCCCUAAGUUCUUCAACUCAUCCUACAUGCUGAACGGCGAAACGGGCGUGCUGAAAUUCAGUGCAGUGAGGAAAGAGGACUCCGGGCAGUACUACUGCAGAGCCAAGAAUGAGGCAGGAGUCGCCGAGUGCCACCCACAGAUGAUGGAAGUCUAUGACCUGAACGUUGUUGGCAUCGUUCUGGGUGUGCUGGUGGUAGUGGUGGUGCUGUUGUGCAUAAUAGUGGGCAUCUGCUGCGCAUACAGGAGAGGUUUCUUUGCCAGCGAGAAGCAGACGGGAAGCAAUUACAAAGCACCAGGAAAGGCUGAUGGAGUGGAUUACAUCCGAACAGAUGAUGAGGGCGAUUUCAAGCACAAAUCAUCCUUCGUCAUCUAAAAGCAGGGAGAGCCGACGAGACACCCUGAAACACAUUGGAGUCAUUAGCGCAAUACCUUGCAGAUAAUGAGGGACAACCGCACACACACACUGAGGAAAAAGACUCCUAGCUGUGCCAGGACAUGGUUUACAUCACAGCACAUUUGCUACAACACAAUUCAUAUUUGCCAAAGCGGACAGAAAGUCCCAUUUCCGCAUAGAAGCAUUGAUCUCCAUAAGACCACUGAUGUUUUUUCUCUUUAAACCAACUUUUUUGACCCAUUUCUUCACUUUGCUUUCUUUUUAGCCACAGCUUCAGCAGAAUUGUGUAAACGUUUUGCUUUAAAUUGCUUGUCGUUUAUAUAACUUUUGUUUUGUACCAGCUAAAUGUGUCAGAAUAUUUUUUGAUAGAAUAUAUUUUGAAAUGCUUAGAGGUUUACUUUUUUAAAAAAAAAUAUUUGUAAAUUACUAACAUGGAAGCCAGUACAUUUUAUAGACCAAUCUGGUGUUUGAAAGAAGCUAAUCAUUUUGACCAGUCUGUAGUUUUCCUUAAAUAAAUUAUCUCUAAAUUUCUGACAUCUGUUGAUGAUCUCAUUUGAGUUUGAAAUCAGGGCCGGAUUUAGGAGGGUGCUGGGUUGGGCUAUUUUUAAAAUCAUUUUUUAAGAUCCUACUAUAAAAUACAUUAUACAUUAUAUUAAUUAAAUACAUAAUACAUUAAUUAAAUCACAUGUGUCAAACUCAAGGCCCGUGGGACAAAUGUGGCCUGCUGCCUCAUUUCAUUCGGCCCAGGCAAACUUGGAAAAAAAAAAGUCAGCCAGCAGUAUCUACUACUUAACCUUUUUAUUUUUAACUGGGUUUUUAGCUAUUUUUAACUUUUAUUUUUUAUUUUUUAACAAAAAAUAAAAUGAUGAUUGUUUCCGUGAUCAUUUUUAAGGCACAAUCUACCGUCAAACAAUCUUGCCAUAUUAAUAACAUUGCCAUAAAAUACCUUUAUGACCGUUCCACUGAAAAAAAAGCAUGUUAAUAAUAGAGGAGAAUUACACCUUACAUCUUAUAAAUCCUGAUGGACUUUUCUUUUCCUCUUACUGCAGUAAACCUCCUGCAGGUUACUUCACUGGCUCCACCUCCAUAUCUCUGUGCUUAUUGUGUAAUUAUUAAAAAUUAAUUAAUUAUCGGCCAUCAUGACUGUAGAAGACGCCCACCAUUUUGACUGCACCCCAAUCAAGACCGGCCUUGUUUGAAAUUCAGCGUCAUAUCCAAUGAUAACAUUUUCAAAGGUCUUACCUACUUAGUUUACCAUUGCAAGCUAAAUAGUUUUAGCGUAGGGUUCCAUGUUAGUUUUUGUAGAUAGUCUUAGACAGUAAGAAUUUUUUUUUUUAAUCCAGCAGAAAACACUGUAAACAGCCCGAGCUGCGUAUUCUUGAGUUUAAGUGUCCUUGUUGAUCAUGUACAUAGUGAAUAUACUGUCCAGGUAGUGUGUGUUUUUUUCUUUUCUUGGUCUUUUACUUCUUGAGAAGUAGUUUCAAUAUUUUUUUUUUAAUAAAACAGGGUUUUUGUGUUUGGCUAACAAAAAGCUGCGAUGGUUGGAUGGUGACUCAUUUGUACCUUCCCUCUUGUGGGAAUAAAAAUAAAUUUAGUUCAAUUUUAGAUAUGAGAUGUCCAUGAAGAGGCAAAUAUGACACUCUUUUCACAAUUUCAGGUGAACUAAUCAUGUGAGAGAGAGGAUCUGCCUUACAGGCUGCAUUUGAUUCCUGUAUCAGAAUGAUCUACAAUUCACACAAAAUAUCAGAUACAAUUUAUGAUUUUCGAAGUACAAUCACCGCGAAUACAACCACGUGUAGUUCGUAAAUAAUUUUCGUUUUGUUUUGUUUUUUCCAUAUUUGAGUUGAUUACUUACUCUAAGAAACAUUGAUCAUUCCUCUUGAGUGCCUUUCAGUGUGGUCGUAUGAUAAAGAUAAUGUUUAUUGUGUUCUAUAUAAAUAGUGACUUGUUAUAUACUGUGACGUCUAAUUGGACACAUCACUGUUCAACCUGACUGAUUUUCUAAUAAAUUUUAUAACAUUUGUAUAAAUCACAGCAGGUGUUUGAGAGGAAUGAUAGGUUAUUCUGAUAUACAGCACAUAUCCAACUCUGGUUUUUUGUAAAUAGAAUUUAAUUUUGUUGUGCGCUGAUUUAAUGACUACCUUUUUUUUUUUUUUUGUCAAUGAUGUAGAAAUAGAGUUUGGAUAUUGUAUUAGUGCCUAAAUAUAGAGUGAAGUGGUGUUCCAAGAAGACACAAUUAUUUCACAUAACCAUUUGAUAAUGGCAGUGUAAAAACUUGUAUUACAUUAUAAAGGUGUUUAAUGGAGUGUUGAGAUAAACAGGAAUUGAGCGAGGUGAGAUUAUGUUUAUAUGGAGUACAAAGCUUUACCAAAUACUGACUGAAUAAAGGACCUUUUCUCCUCUUUCUGUAAUUUCCUGCACCGAGGUCUUGAUGAAGGAGGUUUAAUUGUCUGGUGAGGAUACAUUUACAUAUUGUGCUCUUUUCAGUCCUGAAACAAAAUUUUCACCUUGCAUUGAUUUUAGGCUGGUACAAAUCCUGUGUGAAUUCUUGAACAGUAGUUUAUGUUUGUGAUUAAUAAAACUUACUUCUUAA